GAAUUCGAUUCACCAGAUCGUGUCGGUGUUCUCGCCGAUGAAUCUCACCGGAAGGGAGUGACGGUAGGAAUCACGUGCGACAACGUAAUGCUACAUCGUGGAUUAGUUGAACCAGAUUGUGUAAACAGAAAAAGGGUUCCUCUGGAUGCAGUUACUCCGCAAGAGGUGGUCGCUGAUGAAACGCUUCCUCUGAAUGCAGUUGUUUCUGCCAAUGAAGAAUUGGCUAAGGUAAAGAAAGAAGCUGAAGCUCUGGAAGCUGCGGUUCAGCAGAAUUCGUUUUCUGAUGGUGGUGAUACUGGAGUAAAGCUGACUGAAUUGUAUGACAAGCUACAUGAGUUGAAUUCAGGUGCUGCUGAAGCUCAGGCUUCUAAAUUCUUGCGGGGUCAGACGAUCGAUGAGGAUGGCACAGGCACAGGCCGCACAGCUUCAAGAAUGUGGAGAGAUUAUAGUGUUGUGCUCGAUUUUACAGAACCAACCGAGAACCCUCCUCCUCUUCUGCAGUUGAUUGAGGUUAGCUUCUGCUACCCCAAAAGGUCGGAUUUUAGGCUCUCCAAUGUUGAUGUAGAUCCGGCUGAGGGUGGAGUGAGAAGAAGCCAGAAGCUGAGGAUCGGCAGGUACUCUCAGCACUUCGUUGACCAGUUAAAAAUGGAGGAGACACCGGUUUAGUAUCUUCUUCGUCGGCAUCCUGACCAAGAGGGAUAUAGCAAACAAGAGGCUGUGUGUGCGAAACUGGGCAAGUUUGGCCUAUCAAUUCAUAACCAUUGCGAAAAAGGCUAGGGUUGUGUUAGCCUCGCUCGAUCUUAGUGUCGAAGCCACCCAUUUUGCUUCUUGAUGAGCCAACAAAUCACCUGGACAUGC
Molecule: messenger RNA, 858 nt
Organism: Arabidopsis arenosa
Lineage: Eukaryota; Viridiplantae; Streptophyta; Magnoliopsida; Brassicales; Brassicaceae
Source: the annotation of a GenBank genome assembly